Arabis nemorensis is the source of this 207-nucleotide messenger RNA. Lineage: Eukaryota; Viridiplantae; Streptophyta; Magnoliopsida; Brassicales; Brassicaceae. The record is from the annotation of a GenBank genome assembly.
AUGUUUUCUAAAGCUUUCAUCUUUCUCUUUUUCAACGCUGCCCAAUUCCUAAUCCGAUCGAUCUCAUGUGUUGAUUUCGUCUACAACUCCAAUUUCACAACCACCAACACAUUUCUAGUCGGUGACUCCACCGUCACAUCUCCGCCGUCGAUCCUCACCCUCACCAACCCAACCCCUUACUCCAUCGGGCGUGGUUACUACCCUUAA